Messenger RNA from Nelumbo nucifera (sacred lotus), 1777 nucleotides. RefSeq names its product pectinesterase-like. The record is from RefSeq and is a predicted model, not a curated record. Gene Ontology annotation, biological process: cell wall modification. Gene Ontology annotation, molecular function: pectinesterase activity; enzyme inhibitor activity. Lineage: Eukaryota; Viridiplantae; Streptophyta; Magnoliopsida; Proteales; Nelumbonaceae.
AACACAUCAAGGAAAUAGAUAUCAAUAGCUAGCAAAUGUGCAGGGUGAGGGUCUCCAUGGAUAAGCCCGUAUUGGGUUUUGCGGUUGUGAGCAUUUCUCUUGCUUUGGUUAUUGGGGUGGUGAACUCUGAGACAACAUCAUUUUGUAGCCAAACUCCGUAUCCUGAAACAUGUGAGUCCUUCAUGGCCCGUUCUAGACCUCUUGUCACCUUAACCCAAUUCAGCUUCCGGGAAACCACCCUUAAUUUGACCUUGGACCAAGCCCUACGAGCUCAUGGGCUCAUUUCUGCCAUGGAAUUGAGCUCAUUUGGUGAGAGGGCCAAGGUGGCGUGGGCUGAUUGUGUGGAGCUUUAUGCGGACACAAUCACCCAGCUUAAUCGCACAGUACUGGUGACACAGAAUCCAUUGGCCUGGUGGAAUGCUCAAACAUGGCUGAGUGCUGCGAUCGCCAACGAGCAGACAUGCCAAAACGGCUUCCUUGACUUAAACAUGUCUUCUUACUUGUCUUCCUUUCCUUAUAUGUUGAGCAACUUCUCCAAGAUGGUUAGCAACUCGCUUGCCAUAAACAAGGCAUCGGUUUUAUCAGCAGCGUCUCUGUUGGGUAAGCAAGGUGGUAAUCGCCGGUUGCUUUCUGAUGGCUUCCCGACAUGGGUCUCUGCUGCAGACCGGAAGCUUCUUCAGUCACCCGGUGCAGCUUUACGAGCUGAUGUUGUGGUGGCCGCAGAUGGGUCUGGUAAUUACAAGACCAUCUCUCAGGCGGUGGCUGCUGCUCCAGGAGGUGGGUCGAAGAGAUUUGUAAUAUAUGUGAAAAGGGGAGUUUACAAAGAAACCGUUGAGAUUAAGGCACCAAACAUCAUGUUGAUUGGAGACGGGAUCGAUGUUACAGUUGUUACUGGCAGUAAGAGCAUCCAGGAUGCUGGCACAAGUUUCCGAUCAGCAACAGUUGGGAUCACCGGCAAUGGGUUCAUUGCUCGGGAUAUGACGUUCGAAAAUACAGCGGGACCCCAGAAGCACCAAGCAGUUGCCCUCCGCUCAGGCUCGGAUCUCUCAGUGUUCUACCGGUGCAGCUUCAAAGGUUACCAAGACACCUUAUACGUGCACAGUAAUCGCCAGUUCUACCGCAACUGCGACAUCUACGGCACGGUUGAUUUCAUCUGGGGAGAUGCCGUCGCUGUUCUCCAGAAUUGCAACAUCUAUGUUAGAAAGCCCAUGAGCGGUCAGAAGAAUACGGUGACUGCUCAGGGACGGACAGACCCCAACGAGAACACAGGCAUUUCAAUCCACAAUUCAUUGGUAACAGCCACUUCUGACUUGAAGGCUGUUCAGGGUUCAUUCAAGACAUACCUCGGGCGGCCAUGGCAAAAGUACUCGAGGACAGUAUUCAUGAAGACAUCUCUUGACAGCCUGAUCGACCCGGAAGGGUGGCUCGAGUGGAGUGGCAAUUUUGCAUUAAGCACUUUGUACUAUGGGGAGUUCUUGAACACCGGGCCCGGUGCAAGUACAAGUGGGCGAGUAAAGUGGGCAGGUUUUCACGUCAUGAACAAGGCUGACGCCCAAAAAUUCACCGUCGAGAGCUUCUUGGGAGGAAGCUCUUGGAUUGCAGCUGCCGGAGUCCCCUUCACUCCUGGGCUGUAACUACUUGGGAAUUGGAAUAUUUCUCCUUUGGGAGAGGGCUUCUUUUUAUAAAUAAAUAAAGCGAGUGUUUAGUUUAUCACUUUGAUAGCUUUUGGAUUAUCUCUCAUGAAGUCAAGACUUGGGAGUUGGGAGGAUCAAUACCA